Haemorhous mexicanus (house finch) is the source of this 2769-nucleotide messenger RNA. RefSeq names its product adhesion G protein-coupled receptor B3 (gene ADGRB3). Lineage: Eukaryota; Metazoa; Chordata; Aves; Passeriformes; Fringillidae. The coding region runs from base 177 to 2135 and encodes 652 amino acids. Gene Ontology annotation, biological process: negative regulation of angiogenesis; adenylate cyclase-activating G protein-coupled receptor signaling pathway; neuron remodeling. The record is from RefSeq and is a predicted model, not a curated record. The transcript has 15 exons. Gene Ontology annotation, cellular component: postsynapse; synaptic cleft; membrane. Gene Ontology annotation, molecular function: G protein-coupled receptor activity.
AAUUACCCCCGUUUCCCCCACCCCCUCCUCUCUCUCUCCUUUGCAGGAACGACUCUUUGGGAACCUGGUCCACCCAGGGAUGUAAAACUGUGCUUACCGAUGCAUCCCAUACGAAAUGCUUAUGUGAUCGUCUCUCUACCUUCGCCAUUUUGGCUCAGCAACCUAGAGAAAUAAUCAUGGAAUCAUCUGGUACACCCUCAGUGACCUUAAUAGUAGGCAGUGGUCUUUCCUGCUUGGCCUUGAUCACUCUAGCAGUUGUCUAUGCAGCAUUAUGGAGGUACAUCAGAUCUGAGAGGUCCAUAAUUCUAAUAAAUUUCUGCCUGUCAAUUAUCUCAUCAAAUAUCCUUAUCCUUGUUGGACAAACUCAGACACAUAACAAGGGCAUCUGCACCACAACCACCGCAUUUUUACACUUCUUCUUCUUAGCUUCAUUCUGUUGGGUUUUGACAGAAGCGUGGCAGUCAUAUAUGGCUGUUACUGGAAAAAUUAGGACACGACUCAUAAGGAAGCGUUUCCUGUGCCUUGGAUGGGGACUGCCAGCAUUAGUGGUUGCAAUAUCAAUAGGCUUUACCAAGACAAAAGGAUAUGGAACAGCUCACUACUGCUGGCUGUCUCUGGAAGGAGGGCUGCUUUAUGCUUUCGUUGGACCUGCAGCUGCCGUUGUCCUGGUCAAUAUGGUGAUUGGCAUUUUGGUAUUUAAUAAACUUGUUUCCAGAGAUGGAAUCCUAGAUAAAAAACUCAAACACAGAGCGGGUCAGAUGAGUGAGCCUCAUAGCGGUUUGACGCUCAAAUGUGCCAAGUGUGGAGUAGUUUCAACAACAGCUUUGUCAGCCACCACCGCCAGUAAUGCCAUGGCAUCCCUUUGGAGCUCCUGUGUGGUGUUGCCACUUCUAGCACUGACUUGGAUGUCUGCAGUUCUGGCCAUGACAGACAAAAGAUCAAUAUUAUUUCAGAUACUUUUUGCAGUAUUUGAUUCAUUACAAGGCUUUGUUAUUGUCAUGGUCCAUUGUAUUCUCCGAAGGGAGGUUCAAGAUGCAUUCAGAUGUCGGCUAAGAAAUUGCCAGGAUCCAAUCAAUGCAGAUUCUUCAAGUUCUUUUCCUAAUGGACAUGCUCAAAUCAUGACUGAUUUUGAGAAGGAUGUAGACAUUGCUUGUCGGUCAGUUCUGCAUAAAGACAUUGGACCUUGCAGAGCAGCCACUAUAACAGGAACACUUUCUAGAAUUUCACUAAAUGAUGAAGAGGAGGAAAAGGGACCAAACCCAGAAGGAAUGAGCUAUUCAACCUUGCCUGGAAACAUCAUCUCCAAAGUCAUCAUCCAGCAGCCCACAGGUCUCCACAUGCCUAUGAGUAUGAGUGAACUGGCCAAUCAGUGCUUGAAAAAAGACAACAGCGAGCUGCGGAGGACUGUGUAUUUAUGCACUGAUGAUAAUUUGAGAGGUGCAGAUAUGGACAUAGUCCAUCCUCAAGAGCGGAUGAUAGAGAGCGACUAUAUAGUCAUGCCCCGGGGCUCCGUAAAUACCCAGCCAUCCCUGAAAGAUGAAAGCAAAAUGAAUAUAGGCAUGGAUACCUUGCCUCAUGAAAGGCUGUUGCACUACAAAGUUAAUCCCGAGUUCAAUAUGAAUCCCUCUGUAAUGGACCAAUUUAACAUCAAUUUAGACCAGCAUCUUCCCACCCAAGAACAUAUGCAGAGUUUGCCGUUUGAGCCCCGCACAGCAGUGAAGAAUUUCAUUGCCUCAGAGCUGGAUGACAAUGCAGGAUUAUCAAGAAGUGAAACUGGAUCCACAAUAUCAAUGAGCUCUUUAGAGAGAAGAAAAUCACGUUAUUCGGACCUUGACUUUGAAAAGGUCAUGCAUACAAGAAAGAGGCAUAUGGAAUUGUUUCAAGAGUUAAAUCAGAAAUUUCAGACUCUGGACAGAUUUCGGGAUGUACCAAAAUCAGGCAGUAUGGAGAACUCAGGACCGAGCAAGGCUCCAUGGGACAGUUUCAAAACCACAGGUGACUACCAACACUAUACAACGAUAAAUGUAUUAGACACAGAGGCAAAAGAUGCUUUAGAACUCAGACCAGCAGAAUGGGAGAAGUGUCUGAACUUGCCUUUAGACGUGCAAGAAGGUGACUUUCAAACAGAAGUUUAACAAAAAUGAACUGAACAAAACAGAAACAAAGUAAAAAUUAUUCAUUGCACUGACAAUAAAAAGACUUUGGGAAUCCUGACGAUCCUGACACUCCUGUCUGAACAUUGCAACUCCUUUAUGUCAGGCUCUUCCUGUGCCAAAUGUCAGUGGUUUUUCGUACAGUAUAUUCCCACUAGUGCGGCUAGUGGAGAACCAGGUGUACAAUUCUUACCAUCGUGUGUUGUAAGUACCCGUGGAAUGGAUUUGUAAGGUAAUCUUUAUAGAUAAACCUCAAGCAACGAUUCAUGUUGUAACAGCUUCAUUUGGUUUAGUUUUCAAAAAACUUCACCAUGAAGCACAAUGUAUAUAUUUAUGCAGUUUUUAAAGUUUAUAACAGUCUGUUUGGCCAUUACUACACUUUUUACUUUAUAAUAUAAAAGCAAAGUUUUUGUCAUUAAAUGAAUGUCUGUUGAGCUACAUUCUUCAUUGCUUUAAAUGCAAUAAAGUAAUAAUCUCACUUUUAUAUGAAUAAUAUAUUUCACAUCUUUAUUAUUGCAGUUUUCUCUGGAAAGCUCAGAAUAGCUUUCUCUGCUGCAGCUGUGUAUAAAAUAUUUAAAAUGUUGUAUGGUGUAAAUAAACCUUUGUCUACAUAUCA